CCCCUUUAAAACUUCCCUGUUCACAGCACAGGGAGCGCGCAGCAGUGAACGCGCUUCGAGUCUGCAGCGCUACGGAUCAAAGGGUGACAUGACUCUGCUUUGAUCGGUAUUAACGGUAAAUUCUUACAUUCUACGGACGUUUAAAGGAUGGAUUUGGACGUGGUGAACAUGUUUAUCAUUGCCGGAGGGACGCUGGCAAUCCCCAUUUUGGCUUUUGUAGCCUCUUUUCUGCUCUGGCCUGCAGCUCUCAUUAAAGUUUAUCAUUGGUAUUGGCGCAGAAAGCUGGGAAUGCAGGUGGAUUAUGCCAAGUAUGAGGGAUAUCGCUUCUGUUAUUCACACAGAGGGAAUCCAGGCACCCGUCCAUCCGUUCUCAUGUUACACGGCUUCUCUGCACACAAAGACAUGUGGCUUGGUGUGGUGAAGUUUCUUCCUAAAAAUUUGCACUUGGUGUGUGUUGACAUGCCAGGACAUGAGGGUACGACGCGCACCAGUGCUGUGGAUUAUUCCAUCGAGGGUCAAGUUAAACGGAUACAUCAGUUUGUGAAGAGCGUUGGAUUGAACAAAAAGCCUUUCCAUCUGAUCGGCACGUCCAUGGGGGGAAAUGUGGCAGGAGUUUACGCUGCCCGUCACCCGUCUGAUCUCUGUGGCGUCACACUUAUCUGUCCAGCAGGUCUUCAGUAUCCCACUGAAAGUAAGUUUGUUCAGCAUUUGAAGGAACUUGAGAAAACUCAGAACAGUGAUGGGAUACCACUGAUACCCUCCACUCCAGAGGAGAUGGAGGAGAUGCUCAAACUAUGUUCAUAUGUGCGCUUUAAGAUCCCUAAACAGAUUCUUCAAGGACUAGUUGAUGUUCGCAUUCCUAACAAUGAUUUCUACCGUGAAUGUUUUAUGGAGCUUGUGGGAGAAAAAUCCAGACACUCUUUACAUGAGAACAUGCAUCUCAUUUCAACUCCUUUACAGGUUAUUUGGGGGAAGAACGACCAGGUAUUGGAUGUGUCCGGGGCUUCAGUUCUAGCAAAGGCUAUUCCAGGAUCUCAAGGUCAUCUGCUAGACAACUGUGGUCAUUCAGUAGUGAUGGAGAGGCCGAGGAAAUCUGCCCAGCUCAUCAUGGACUUUAUCAUUGCACAACACAAUGCAGGAAUCAACAGCAACAAAAAACUAUCCUAAAACUGGACUUUCUACAUCUAUACAUCUACAUCUUUGUGGUUGGUAGAAGGUUAAAGAUCUCAGCUGCAAAUAUGGGUUGAUCUCUUCAGAAGCCACUUAUCGGAAGGUUACACACUUAACAAUUGUGCUGUGUAACUUCAUUUUGUACUGUAAGUCACUAAAAUAUGAUUUUGAUGAAAGGCUCUUUUAAAAGCGUUAUGAUUUUACAGCCUGUACAUAAUCAGUGAAAGUUAUUUUUGUAGUGAAAGCUCAGGGACGCACAUUAACUGCUUCUGAAGCUAUGCAGAUACAGAUCAGUGUCCUGUAUAGUAUCAAUAUCAUUUACAAAAAUGGUUGUUUACUGUUAAUAUAUUUCAAAUUUUCUUCUGACAUCCUUUUCAUGUUUAAAAAGACAUACAAAUAUACUAUACAUAUACAUCAUUGGUACAACCUAUAUGUUUAUCCCUUUUGUUGUCCUUUACCUUGUUCUUACUGUUUUAAUCUUGUAUGUUUUAAAAAUGAAAAUUAUUAUUUUAUUUUUGAUGGAAAUUGGAAAUUCUGAAUAUUUGUAUGCAUCAUUUCCCAAAAAAAUUGGACAUUAUUCAAAAAGUUAUUUCAAGACGAGCGUGGUUAAUAAUACUGUCUUUAAAUGUGAAUUUGUGAAUGCUUACAGUAUUUUUGUCAGUUUAGGUUCAGUUCACAUGCUGUUAAAACACAGAAGAUUUAGUAAAAUUUAAAUUUUAUUUUCAUAACUGAUAUCAACAUUUAUCUGAUAUCAACAUGUAUCACAGCUAUUCAUUUGAAAGAAUCUACAGAUCACACAGAACUUUGAGAAAAAGAACAUGCUUCUGAUAUGACUAAAAGACACUUAGAUUCAUAUUGUGUCAUAUUACGGCUUGGGGCUUCAUGGAAGACAAAAUCAUAAAGUGCUUAACAGUGUAAAUAUUUUCCAAGCUGAGAAGUAUUAUUGUACCACUUUAAUCUGAAGACAAAAAAAACAAAAUCUUUCUAAAUCUUAUUUUUUACCAAAGAUAAUUCUGAUGAAAUAAAAAGAAUUUAAAAAUUA
Molecule: messenger RNA, 2212 nt
Organism: Puntigrus tetrazona (Sumatra barb)
Lineage: Eukaryota; Metazoa; Chordata; Actinopteri; Cypriniformes; Cyprinidae
Gene: abhd6a
Product: abhydrolase domain containing 6, acylglycerol lipase a
Exons: 9
Coding region: 148-1167 (339 amino acids)
Source: RefSeq, a predicted model, not a curated record